This is a messenger RNA of Camelina sativa (false flax), 1350 nucleotides long. The record is from RefSeq and is a predicted model, not a curated record. NCBI's taxonomy places the organism in Eukaryota, Viridiplantae, Streptophyta, Magnoliopsida, Brassicales, Brassicaceae.
AUGGCUCGUGUCUACAUGGAGACGAUGAUACAGAGAUGCGUCACCUUCUCUCAAAUCAAACAACUCCAAUCUCAUUUCCUCACCGCCGGCCAUUUUCAAUCUUCCUUCCUCCGUUCUCGUCUUCUCGAACGCUGCGCAGUUUCACCGUUCGGAGACCUUUCAUUCGCCGUAAAAAUCUUCCGUCACAUCCCGAAACCUUUAACCAACGAUUGGAACGCCGUCAUCCGCGGAUUCGCCGCUAGUCCUCAUCCGUCGCUCGCGUUUUCAUGGUUUCGUUCCAUGUUGCGGCAAACUUCAUCGUCGGCUAUAUGUAGAGUCGAUGCUUUGACUUGCUCUUUCACUCUUAAAGCUUGUGCGCGUGCGCUUUGUUCUUCCGCUACGGUUCAACUUCAUUGUCAGAUUAGUCGUCAUGGGUUUUCCGAUGACGCGCGUCUCGGUACUACGUUGCUUGAUGCUUACUCUAAAAAUGGAGAUUUGGUUAGUGCGCACAAGUUGUUCGACGAAAUGUCUGGGAGAGACAUUGCGUCGUGGAAUGCGUUGAUUUCGGGGUUAGCCUCGGGGAAUAGAGCGAGUGAGGCGUUGGAGUUGUAUAAACGAAUGGAAAUAGAAGGAAUCAGAAGAAAUGAAAUAACUGUUGUUGCUGCUUUGGGAGCUUGUUCUCACUUGGGUGCUGUUAAGGAAGGUGAAAACAUCUAUGGUUACUUUAAAGAUGCAAACUUGGAUCAUAACGUGAUUGUUAGCAACGCGGCUAUCGAUAUGUAUUCGAAAUGCGGGUUUGUUGAUAAAGCUUUCCAAGUGUUUGAUCAAAUCACGGGUAAGAAGAGCGUUGUUACAUGGAACACUAUGAUCAUGGGGUUUGCAGUACACGGAGAAGCGCAUAGAGCGCUAGAGGUUUUUGAGAAAUUGGAGGUUAAUGGUAUCAAGCCUGAUGAUGUCUCAUACUUAGCUGCUUUAACUGCUUGUAGACACGCAGGAUUAGUGGAGUACGGGACAUCAGUGUUCAACAACAUGGCUCGUAACGGGGUGGGGCCUAACAUGAAGCAUUACGGUUGUGUGGUUGAUCUGUUAGGCCGUGCAGGAAAGCUGAGAGAAGCUCACGACAUCAUAUGCUCGAUGUCGAUGGUUCCGGAUCCUGUUUUGUGGCAGAGCCUCCUUGGAGCUUCAGAGAUUCACAAUAAUGUUGAAAUGGCUGAGAUAGCUUCUAGGAAAGUGAAUGAGAUGGGUGUUAACGACGACGGGGAUUUUGUGUUGCUAUCAAACGUUUAUGCAGCGCAGGGACGAUGGAAGGACGUUGGACGAGUGAGAGAUGAUAUGGAGACCAAACAAGUGAAGAAAAUUCCCGAUCCAUGA